AUGGUCGGAAAGAAGAAGGAAACCACGACGACGACCUUGGAGGACUUGAUAGAGAAAGCAGGAGGUUGCGCUGUCGUGGACGGAGGGUUCGCCACACAAUUGGAGAAACACGGCGCUGCCAUCAACGACACUCUCUGGAGCGCCGUUUGCCUCGUCAAGGACCCAGACCUAAUCAAGAGGGUUCACUUGGAAUACUUGGAAGCCGGCGCCGAUGUUCUGGUCACUUCGUCUUACCAGGCAACAAUUCCCGGCUUUUUGUCCAAGGGACUGUCCAUUGAAGAAGGGGAGUCACUUCUGAAGAAGAGUGUAACAUUAGCUGUCGAAGCUCGGAAUAGUUUCUGGGAAACAAUGAAAGUGAUUCCAGGGCAACAUCACUUUAACAGGGCUUUGGUUGCUGCCUCUAUCGGAAGCUAUGGCGCUUAUCUUGCGGAUGGUUCUGAAUACAGUGGGGAUUAUGGACCGAACGUGGAUUUGAAUAAGCUGAAGGAUUUCCACCGCCGCAGAUUGCAAGUUCUUGUGGAAGCAGGUCCGGAUUUACUCGCAUUUGAGACCAUUCCUAAUAAGCUUGAAGCCAAGGCCUGCAUUGAGCUGCUUGAAGAAGAAAAUGUUGAAAUCCCAUCGUGGAUAUGUUUCAGCUCUGUUGAUGGUGAGAAUGCCCCAUCUGGAGAGAGCUUCAAGGAAUGCCUUGACGUAAUAAACAAAAGUAACAAAGUAAAUGCAGUGGGGAUAAACUGUGCACCUCCUCAUUUCAUUGAAAGUCUCAUCUGCAAAUUUAAGCAGUUAACCAGUAAGGCAAUUGUUGUGUACCCUAAUAGUGGUGAGAUAUGGGAUGGCAAAGCUAAGAGAUGGCUGCCUUCCAAGUGCUUCGAUGAUGACAAGUUUGAAUGCUUUGCAACAAGAUGGCGUGAUUCAGGCGCUAAGCUCAUAGGAGGCUGUUGCCGGACAACACCGACAACCAUUCAAGCAAUUUCUAAGGUUCUAAAGGGAGUAUACCAGUGAUUGUUUGCAACAAUGACAGUGUUAUAACCAUUCUAGCUUAAUCAAAGUAUGGAUAGAUUUCAUUUGAUUACCAAAGAUUGAGCAAGAAGGGCACAGUUAUAUUUACUGCUAGGAAUUCUAGGAUUACCAGGGCACAGAACGAUUAAAUUGGUCAUAGGAACUUUGGCUUUCUUUGGUAUCUUAGUAUCUACUAAUGCUCAAGGCUUUUAAGAGUGUAUUGACAAAGGGAAGUUGUUAUUUUAA
Argentina anserina (silverweed cinquefoil) is the source of this 1242-nucleotide messenger RNA. RefSeq names its product homocysteine S-methyltransferase 1. The transcript has 7 exons. Gene Ontology annotation, biological process: S-methylmethionine cycle. NCBI's taxonomy places the organism in Eukaryota, Viridiplantae, Streptophyta, Magnoliopsida, Rosales, Rosaceae. Bases 1 to 999 code for a protein of 332 amino acids. Gene Ontology annotation, molecular function: S-adenosylmethionine-homocysteine S-methyltransferase activity; zinc ion binding. The record is from RefSeq and is a predicted model, not a curated record.